Molecule: messenger RNA, 1323 nt
Organism: Ilex paraguariensis (yerba mate)
Lineage: Eukaryota; Viridiplantae; Streptophyta; Magnoliopsida; Aquifoliales; Aquifoliaceae
Source: the annotation of a GenBank genome assembly
CUUUUCUGCAGGUCAUGAUCAUAAAAUAAGAAAAUUCUAAGCCUGCGUAAAUGGGUGGUGCAACGUCUUCAAUAGCAGCCAAACUUGCAUUCUUCCCACCGGAGCCAUCAUAUAAAGUAGAAGUGAAUGAACAGACUGGAAAAUGUAGACUUACUGGCGUUCCUCAGAGUGAGAAAGGGGAAGUGUCAAUGUUACAUACGAAGAGAGGCCACAUAAUAUUUGCAGUGUACUUGAAACACACUUCUGCUUCAUUGACAGUGCUCUACUCCCAUGGCAAUGCUGCUGAUAUGGGCCAGAUGUUCAAGUUCUUGACUGAACUCAGUGAUCAACUUGGUGUCAAUGUCAUGGGGUAUGAUUAUGCUGGAUAUGGACGGUCUACUGGAGAGCCAAGUGAGCAGAACACGUAUGCUGACAUAGAGGCUGCAUACACAUGCCUGAAAGAUAAAUAUGAAGUCAAGGAGGAAGAUCUUAUAUUGUAUGGGCAGUCAAUUGGGAGUGGACCAACUCUGGAGUUGGCUCUGAAAUUGCCUCAACUGAGAGCUGUGAUUCUUCAGAGUGCAAUUCUCUCUGGCCUUCGAGUCAUGUACAGUAUGAAGCGAACACUUUGGCUAGACAUUUACAAGAACAUCGAUAAAAUUCCAUUUAUCGCCUGUCCAGUUCUUAUAAUUCAUGGUACAGAAGAUGAAGUUGUGGAUAUAUCCCAUGGGAAGCGGCUCUGGGAGCUAUGUAAGGAGAAGUAUGAACCUCUGUGGCUUAUUGGAGGAAAUCAUUGUGACUUACAAAUCUUCCCAGAAUUCUUUAGGCAUCUCAAGAAAUUCAUAUCAGCUGUUGCAAAAUUGCCGCGUCUUCAAAUUAAUGACUUAGAACAAACUCUAAAUCAAACAAAAAAUCCUUCAGACAUUGCAGGCCAAAUUGAGAAGUCCAGACCAGGUAUUCACCAGAGGGAGAAGGCUAGGGCUAGCACCGGACAGAGAGAGAAGUCUAGGCCAAGCAUGGAUAACAGAGAGCAACCAAGAAGCAGUGCUGACAAGAGGGAAAAAUCAAGAAAGAGCAUGGAGAAUUAUUGGAAAGCAAGGAAUAGCACUGAUCAGCCAGACCGAGGGAGAAACAGCUUUGAUCGUUUAGGAGACAUGGUGAGAUCAGUAGCAUUGUGCAAUGUUGAUUGUUUGAAGCAGACAGUUUCAGAGGACACGCAUGACAGAUAAAAACAAUGGUCAGAGUCCAAUUGUGCUGCAGUUUGGUUUUCCUUUUCUUUGGUUGAUUUCCAAUUUUUCUGACAAAUGUCUUGCCUAAUUGAUGUCCUACUGAUCUCCUUCCCCAUCC